GCCAAAAACUAGAAAAAUGGAAAAUCAAAUCGAAAAAUUAGUUUCCUUUACAAACGAACAAGAAGCACAUUAAUUUAAAUUGCUUUUUCUCGUUCGCAUUUUUAAAUAAACGCUCGAAAAUGGCUCGACAGCUUCCUCUGACAUGCAGUGGCCAUACAAGACCGGUUGUUCAUCUAUCUUUCUCCGAUAAUACAUCUUAUGGCUAUUUUCUUAUAAGCGCUUGCAAAGGUACACUUUAUUUCAAGUUAAUAUUGUCAUUGUAUAGUCACUGAUCAAGUGUCAAAUACAAUCGAUUUUGUAGUACUUUCAAUAGUAAUGUUUUUGCUGUAUGUUUCCUGUUAAAUUUUUAAACACUUUAUUGUUUUGUUGUACUUUUUGCGAUCAGAACUUUAACUCGCUUUUUUUAUAAUUAAAUUUUAUGCUUGAUUGGUUUUCAUCAAUGAAUCAUUGUUGUAUUAAUGAUUGCUGUAUAAACUUUUAUUGUUUAAGGCCUGUCCAAGCCACUGCAACAUGUUGGUUCAGCAUCAUUUGAAAAUUUAUAUGUGAAAGACAAUAAUGUCAUAAAUUCAACAUUGUUGAUCCAUGUAAAAAGCUAUAUUAAUAUCCCUGAAUCAUUGAUUCCUUGUUAAUUUUUACUGUAUUUUAUUCCAGAUGGCAAGCCAAUGUUACGGCAGGGUGAAACAGGGGAUUGGGUAGGGACAUUUGAGGGUCACAAAGGUGCUGUCUGGGAAGCCACCUUAAAUAAAGAUGCUAGCAAGGCCGCAACAGCUGGUGCUGAUUUCACUGCGUAAGUUGUGGCCACCAUUUACAUCUAAGGAUGAAGAGUUGCAGAUACACACAUUGUCAUUUCUUACAUGAAACUUACAUGUUUGUCAAGAAUGUUUGAUGGGCUUUGAUUUGAAGACAGUUUAACUUAGCUCGCACUGAUUGUCUAAGCUAAUUGAAACUUUUAAUGUUUCUUUCAAAUGUUAAAGUUUUGUGAGAAUGUUUCGAUCUGCGACUCCCAUUCUUAGAUGCAAAGACAGUAUUUGAAACUAAAGAAUGUUUAAACUAUAUUUGUACAAAUGUUAAUCUAAAGCCUGAUUACAAUCUCAAGUAAAGCGUCACUAAAGUUAAAUUUGAUUAUAUUUUACAUUUGUAAUUGUUGAUGAAAAUGCAGUAAAGUUUGGAAUGCGAUAACCGGAGAGGAACUAGUGACAUUUCAACAUAAACACAUUGUUAAAACAGUGGAUUUUUCUGAGGUAAGAUUUCUUCCCUUUUGCAUCUUUUUGUGGUAAUGCCAGUGUCAUUUAAUAGGCGAUUCUUUAUUAACCAUUAUGCUGCAAUGCACCCAAAUGAAAUGCACAUGACUUUAUUAAUUUACCCUGUCUAACACCAGCACUAAUAAUUUGGGUUAAUUAUUGGGGUUGUCAUAAGACUCAACAAAAGCAUGAUAAUUAUUUUCUAGGAUUGUACACAACUUUUGACAGGAAGCAAUGAGAAAGUUUUAAGAUUAUUUGACCUGAAUAAUACUGAUUCAGGUAAGGUGAAUUAGGUUUUGAUCAAAAUUUCCUUUCCAUUGUAUCAUACAUGAUACAUUAAUGUCUAUAUUAACUCAUUUAGAUCCACAGCUCCUAACUGGCCACAAAGGAAACAUAAAAUCUGCAGUAUUAGAUUCUAGUGGACAAAAGAUUUUUAGCGGUGGGGAUGAUAAAAUUAUUCGGUGAGUCGAUGGAUAUUACAUUACCGCAAAAAAAGUGAAAUUGCCGUUAAAAAAAUUAAAAUAUUUAUAAAAAUGGCAAAUUGAUUUGUAGGUUUUGGGAUAUACGUACAAUGACAGAAUUUAAGACAAUAGAAACAGGCCACCCAGUCUCUAGUAUGGAGAUAAAUAGAGAUGGAACGAUACUAAUAGUCACAUAUGGUAACGAAGUGUCAUUUUGGGACACCAGCAGGUAUGA
Molecule: messenger RNA, 1937 nt
Organism: Paramuricea clavata
Lineage: Eukaryota; Metazoa; Cnidaria; Anthozoa; Malacalcyonacea; Plexauridae
Source: the annotation of a GenBank genome assembly